AUGAAUACCAAAGAAGUUUGUAAAAUUGCAAUUAUAAAACCUACAAUUGAAAAUGUGGUACCGUUCAACGUUUAUAAAAAGACGCAGCCUCGACAGUUAGAUAAUUCUAGUAAUUUAGGUAUGACCACUCCAUAUCACAGCAACAGUAAUAACCUAAACACUAUCUCAAUACCGUUAGAUCAAUGUAUUCUGUUAGGUGGAGGAAGAAAUUUCAUAUUAAGUUUAUUAAACAGUUCAACAUAUCCCACCGAGAAACUAGAAUCGGUUGAUUUGUUUAUAUUAAAUACAUGUGUGGUAUUAUGGUUCGAUGUUUUAGGUCAUGGUCUUGAAAUACCCUACACUUCGAUAGUGUACCAUGCUAUAGAAAGAAACCAUAAUCAUAACAUACCGCCAACCUAUGAUGAUGGCCACUCACUAGCAUUAAUAAUAACUGUGAUAAAAGACGCUGUAUUGGAUCAGUUUUUUCCAAGUGAACAAAGACAUGAAUCCAAUGUAAUAAUAGAUUCGGUAGAAUUAGUAUUAUAUCCAAAGUAUUCAACAUAUGAAAGACACUAUAACAAUCAAGUAGAAACUUUAUUUACGUUUACUAAUUUUGGUAUGAACAGAGGUGAUGAAAUGAUCAGUAAUUGUAAUAAUGCACUUGCUAUGGGAAUGGAAUUACACACGGAUUCGUUUGAAAAUGACGAUAAGACAGGAAACACCCAUUUGCAAGAUAUUUUUAAUCAAAAUGAUGAAAGUGCUGGAGCACAUGCCUCAUUUGUUGGUAUAAGCAGUUUUCUACAGAAUGUCACAUACAAAAACUCAGGAUCUGCCGAUGAUUUGGAUAACGAUGAAGUUUUUUUAGAUCAAAUUGUCAAUAAAAAUCCAAGUGAAGCUGGAAUGUCAUUACAAUUCCAAUUGAAUGACAAAUCAGCUGGAAAAAGGAAUUUUAACUCUGAAUAA
Arxiozyma heterogenica is the source of this 942-nucleotide messenger RNA. RefSeq names its product Lot5p (gene LOT5). The transcript has a single exon. The record is from RefSeq and is a predicted model, not a curated record. The coding region runs from base 1 to 942 and encodes 313 amino acids. Lineage: Eukaryota; Fungi; Ascomycota; Saccharomycetes; Saccharomycetales; Saccharomycetaceae.